GCAACCAAUCAGGCCUCAGCGUUAGCUGUGCGUCAGCACUAGCCGCGCAGGCGCAGACCGGCGCAACUACCAUAUGUCUGAAAGAGAUUUUAAAAAGUGACAGAGUGAGAAAACUGCGGAAAAGAUGGGAAAGAAGCAGAAAAACAAGAGCGAGGAUAAUGCCAAAGAUGACAUUGACAUUGAUGCUUUGGCGGCAGAGAUUGAGGGAGCAGGGGCUCCCAAACCUAAAGCUGGAGGCAAAAAGAAGAAGAAGAGAGAAUUUGAGGAAGAUGAUAUACUGAAAGAACUUGAAGAGCUGUCUCUCGAGAACCAAGGGAAAAAGGAUCAUAAAGAAGCAGCUAAAUCUUCAGCAAAAAAAGAGGAAAAAGGUAACGAACCCGAACCAGUCAAUAAAAAAGAUAAGAAGAAAAAGACUCUGAAAAGCCAAAAAUCUAGUUUUGAUGAUGAUGAAGUAGAACAAGAAGAGGUGGGACUACCAAAAGCCAAAGGUCAGAAGCAGAAAUCCGAUCAAUCUGAUGAUGAUGAUGAUGAUGAUGAUGAAUUGGGUGAAAAGGCCAAUAGGAAGAACCAGAGACUUCUGCAAAAGCUGGAGCUUUUAGAAAAUGAAGUACUUGAAACUAAGAAUCAUCAAAAAAAUUCUCUUGAAGACAGUGAUGAAGAACCUGAUGAGUUUCCUCAAAACAAGAAGGAAAAGAAAAAUCAAAAAAGUAAUCGGCUCAAGAAAGGUGAAAGUGAUGAAGAGGAUGCAGAAGACUCUUCGUUUAAAUUAAAAACCGCUGCCCAGAAGAAAGCAGAAAAGAAAGAAAGAGAGCGCAAGAAACGUGAGGAGGAGAAAGCUAAACUUCGAAAGCAGAAAGAAAAAGAUGAUGCUGAGCGCCAGAGAAGGGAAACCGAACUGGAAUCUAAACUUCAAAAAGAUGCCGUUGAUCUUGCUUCUAAAAAAGAAAGUGAAAAAUCAAAUGUUACUCCAAUUACUGAAGUUAAAGGAGUUGAUGACACUGGAGGUGCUGAAGGUGAAGAAAAUGAUGGGGAGAAAAAGAAAAAAGACAAAAAGAAAAAGAAAGAAAAAGAUGAAAAAGAGAAGAAAAAAGCAGGUCCCAGUAAAGCUACAGUAAAAGCAAUGCAAGAAGCACUUGCAAGGUUAAAAGAAGAGGAAGAAAGACAAAAAAGAGAGGAGGAAGAACGUUUACAACGGUUGGAAGAAUUGGAAGCCAAACGUUUAGAACAAGAGAAAUUAGAACAGGAGCGAAGAGAAAAAAAGAAACAGAAAGAAAAAGAAAGGAGAGAACGUCUAAAGAAGGAGGGCAGACUGUUGUCAAGAUCCCAGAAAGAUGCCAAAGCAAGAGCUGAGGCUACACUUGAACUUCUUCGUGCUCAAGGUGUGGAUGUGCCAUCCAAAGAUUCAGUGCCAAAGAAACGACCAGUCUAUGAUACAAGGAAAAAGAAAAGACAGCAGGAGAACAAAGAAGAAAACAAAGAAGAAAAUAAGGAGGAAAAUAAAGAAGCUUUGGUCAGUCCAACCCCACUACUUGAAGUUGAAGAACUAGAGGUGACUGAGGCACCAGAAAUAGCCCCAGAAGCUAUAAUAGUACCCGAAGAAAAAAGUGAUGAUGCUGAUCUUGAUGACUGGGAAGCUAUGGCAAGUGAUCAUGAACAAGAAAAAGAAGUGAAAACUGUCCACAUUGAAGUAAAAGAAGAUGCUGAAGUGGAGGAAAAUGAAGAGGAUGAGGAGGAGGAGGAGGAUGAAGAGGAAGAAGAAGAGAGUGAAGAAGAUGGUGCAAGUGAGGAAAGUGAAGCUGAAGAGGAAGAGAAGAGUUUUGAUGAAACUAGGACAGUAUCACAGAAAGUGGGUAAAGAAUCUGAAAUGGUAAAAAAUGAGAAACCAAAACUGACAAAAGAAAUUAGCUCAGAUUCUGAACUUGAAUCUGAUUCGGAUGAUGGCCGAACAAAAGAAGAACGAAUAUAUGAUGAAGCAAAGCGACGUAUUGAGAAACGCAGAGCAGAAAAUGCCAUGAAUGCAAAUACUGAAAAACUGCGAGCACCAGUUAUUUGUGUUCUUGGACAUGUUGACACUGGGAAAACCAAAAUUUUGGAUAAGCUUCGUCAUACCCAUGUCCAGGAUGGUGAAGCAGGGGGUAUAACUCAGCAAAUUGGUGCAACCAAUGUUCCUCUUGAAACGAUCAAGGAGCAAACUAAGAUGGUGAAAAAUUUUGACAGAGAUACCAUUAAAAUACCAGGAAUGCUGAUCAUAGAUACACCAGGCCAUGAAUCCUUCAGUAACUUAAGAAAUAGAGGAAGUUCUCUCUGUGAUAUUGCUAUCCUUGUGGUUGACAUCAUGCAUGGAUUGGAGCCCCAGACCAUUGAAUCUAUUAACCUGCUAAAAGAAAAAAAAUGCCCUUUUAUUGUUGCACUUAAUAAGAUUGACAGAUUGUAUGAUUGGAAGAAGAGUCCAGAUACAGAUGUAGUUGCCACAUUGAAGAAGCAGAAAAAGAAUACAAAAGAUGAAUUUGAUGAGAGAGCCAAAUCUACUAUUGUGGAAUUUGCGCAACAGGGUCUGAAUGCCUCAUUAUUCUUUGAGAACAAGGAUCCACGUACGUUUCUGUCAUUGGUACCAACAUCAGCUCACACUGGAGAUGGUAUGGGGAAUCUUAUUGCACUGUUGGUAGAGUUAACUCAGACUAUGCUUGCAAAGAGACUAGCAUAUUCUCUGGAACUAAGAGCUCAGGUUAUGGAGGUAAAAGCUCUUCCAGGAAUGGGGACAACAAUUGAUGUGAUUCUAAUCAAUGGUAAUAUGAAGGAAGGAGAUACAAUUAUUGUUCCUGGAGUUGAAGGUCCUAUAGUUACACAGAUUAGAGGCCUUUUGUUACCACCACCUCUCAAAGAAUUGCGAGUGAAGAAUCAAUAUGAGAAGCAGAAGGAGGUCUGGGCUGCACAAGGUGUGAAAGUUCUUGCUAAAGAUCUGGAGAAAUCGCUUGCAGGUUUACCACUAUUAAUAGCUCACAAGGAUGAUGAAAUUGCUGUUCUAAAGGAUGAGCUAGAACAUGAACUGAAGCAAACACUGAGUUCUAUUAAACUGGAGGAGAAGGGUGUUUAUGUACAAGCUUCUACACUGGGCUCUUUGGAGGCACUCUUAGAAUUCCUUCGACAAUCAAAUGUGCCAUAUGCUGGAAUUAACAUUGGACCUGUCCAUAAAAAAGAUGUGAUGAAAUCGUCAGCAAUGCUUGAACAUGAUCCUCAGUAUUCAGUCAUUCUUGCUUUUGAUGUGAAGAUUGAACGCGAUUCCCAGGAGCUUGCUGAUACACUUGGAGUCCGGAUCUUCAGUGCAGAAAUUAUCUACCAUUUAUUUGAUGCUUUCACAAAAUACAGACAGGAUUACAAAAAACAAAAGCAAGAAGAAUUCAAGCAUAUAGCAGUUUUUCCUUCAAAACUGCGAAUUAUUCCUCAGUUCAUUUUUAAUUCUCGUGAUCCAAUUGUAAUAGGAGUUGCAGUAGAAGCUGGCCUUCUGAAGCAAGGCACCCCAAUAUGUGUUCCUUCAAAAAAUUUUAUCGAUAUUGGAAUUGUUACUAGUAUAGAAGUGAAUCAUAAACAAGUUGAUGUUGCCAGGAAAGGUCAAGAGGUCUGUGUUAAAAUAGAACCUAUACCUGGAGAAUCUCCAAAAAUGUAUGGGCGGCACUUUGAAGCUACAGACUUCCUUGUCAGUAAGAUCAGCCGACAAUCCAUUGAUGCCUUGAAAGAUUGGUUCAGAGAUGAGAUGCAGAAGUCUGAUUGGCAGCUCAUCAUGGAACUGAAGAAAGUAUUUGAAAUUAUCUAACCAAUGCAGUUUGUUUUCAUUUCAAAACUUCAGCAAAGGGAGGACUGAGUGCGAUUUAAGGUCUGUGCUUAAACAAGACUUUAAUAAUAAGCCACGCUGGAGUGCUGAGAGCCAGAAUCCAGAGUAAAAAGUGGUUAUAGCUAGUAAACGUUUUCCAUGACAAACCAAAACACUUGCACUGGUUUGACAGUGAUCAGUUUUACAUAUUCCUACAAUUCUCAACGUGCCUGGUUAUUUUUCCUGCCCCUCCCUUAUCUUCAGUACCAGUUGCUAUUUUUAAAUCUUCCCCUUCAUUACAUGGAACUUGAAAGUAGUGCUCCCCAAUCAUUUUAACUGUGUGAAAUAAUGAAUAAAGUGUUUAAAUCCUGUGA
Pristis pectinata (smalltooth sawfish) is the source of this 4182-nucleotide messenger RNA. RefSeq names its product eukaryotic translation initiation factor 5B (gene eif5b). NCBI's taxonomy places the organism in Eukaryota, Metazoa, Chordata, Chondrichthyes, Rhinopristiformes, Pristidae. The transcript is spliced from 24 exons. Gene Ontology annotation, molecular function: GTPase activity; GTP binding; translation initiation factor activity. The coding region runs from base 125 to 3811 and encodes 1228 amino acids. The record is from RefSeq and is a predicted model, not a curated record.